Messenger RNA from Meloidogyne enterolobii, 243 nucleotides. Lineage: Eukaryota; Metazoa; Nematoda; Chromadorea; Rhabditida; Meloidogynidae. The record is from the annotation of a GenBank genome assembly.
AUGGCUAGAGCUGGCUUUUAUUGCAGCGAAAUUAAACCAAAUGCCGAUUGUGCACGUUGCUAUGUUUGUCAACACGAACUUUUGUGGGAUGCUGAAGAUGAUCCUUGGGAAGAACAUCGCAACCACAGGCCAGAUUGUGAUUUGGUAAAAAUCGGCAAACAGGAUGAAAGUGAAUUUACUGUUGAUGAACAGUUGCAAAUUAUGGCUUACAUUUAUAGUUGUCGACAAGUUUGUUUUUUUUAA